Molecule: messenger RNA, 782 nt
Organism: Cajanus cajan (pigeon pea)
Lineage: Eukaryota; Viridiplantae; Streptophyta; Magnoliopsida; Fabales; Fabaceae
Source: RefSeq, a predicted model, not a curated record
AAAAAGAAUCUCCAUCCAAACCAAUCCAAAAGGAUUCCGAAACCGCAAUCACAAUGGCCAAGUCUACCAUCGUGAUUGCCCUUUGUUUCUUGUCCUUUGUUGGUUUGGCUUAUUCCCAGGACCGCUUCUUCAUCGAGGGCAAAGUUUACUGUGACACAUGCCGCACUCAGUUCCUGACCAGGGUCAGCGAGUUCAUGCCAGGUGCAACGGUGCGCGUGGAGUGCAAGAAAAUUGAAGGCGGGGAGGUGAUAUUCAGCAAGGAGGUUGUGACCGAUGGGAGCGGUUCCUAUAAAAUUGCAGUGGAUGGAGAUCAUCAAGAGGAGGUUUGCCAGAUUAAGCUUGUGAAGAGCAGCAGGGCUGACUGUGGAGAAGUUGACAACUCCUCUUACGUUGAAAAGGCAGCAAGGAUCAGCCUCACCAAGAACAAUGGAAUUGUGUCCCCAAUCCGCAAUGCUAAUCCUCUUGGUUUCUUGGUGAAGGACCCUCUUCCUGUGUGCAAUCAAAUCUUCCAAGAGCUUGGACUUCUUGAUGAUCUUGAAUUAUGAAUCCAUUCUAACAGCCAUUAGCCAACAAAGAAGGGACCAAUCUUUCUUAACCAUAUGUAUGCAUAUGUGGGGGACUUUUCCUAGCCUUGGAUAUUCUAAAAUGUGAAAAUGGAUCCUUUGGUUGGGGUGUUUCUUGUUGGUAGGGUUUGGAUGAUUGGUUUUUGGCUGUUUUGUGUAAUCAACAUAUUUUCAUGGGUUCUAAUGUUAAAAUAUAUCGUAUUGGAUGUGUGUCCUCAA